AGGGGCGUUUCCCGUGUGAGGGGAUGCCCGUGCAGUGUAAUGGAGUCUCAGUUGGUGUUCGGCCAUUGAGGGAGCAGGGAGACCUGCGGAGAGCGGACCGGGCGGCCCCAUACCGGCUUCCAUUCGGCGUGUGACGCGUGUUUUCUCCCCGUGAGUCCAUUCCCCCCGGUGUGGCCCCCGCUCCCCGCAGUGUGAGGCUGUGUGUGGCCCCCAGGAGCCCCGAACAUGGAGAUGAAGAAGCGGAUCACCCUGGAGCUGAGAAACCGCUCCCCGGCUGAGGUAAGCCGGCUUCUCUGAGCAGGAGAGCUCAGUGUGGGGAUCAGCACCCCCUCACUUACCAUCACUACCACUCACAAAGUUUGUCUGGAGCCCCCCCACUCAGGGCGGCUGCUACUCAGGGGCGGCCUGUGGUUUUACCCACUCGGGUGGCUGGACCCCCCGCACUCAGGGGCGGCUGGACCCCCUCCGGGGUGGCACGGGCUUUCCCCACUCCAGGGCGGCGCAGAAUUUCCCUCAGGGGCCUGGGUGGGCCCCCGCUCCGGGCGGCUGGUUCCCCGCUGGGCACAGCCUGGGGCUUUUGCUCACGGGCGGCCCCUCAGGGCAGCCUGGCGGGCCCCCUCAGGGCAGCCUGGGCCCCUCAGCUGGGGAGCAGCUGGACCCCGCCGGGGUAGCCACGGGAGGCUUACCUCCCCUCCCCGCCGGGGCAGCUGGGCCCCCUCCAGGGCGGCCCGUUACUCAGGGUAGCCUGGGCUCUUUCCCCCCCCACCCCGGACAACCUAACACUAAAAUUGGAGCAGUUGCUAUGGAAACCAGUAAAUUGCUACAUUCAGCAUUCUGCUCCAUAUUCCUUUUUAUCCAUGUGGUUUGGCUUCCCCCACUUUGAGUCUUACAGCAGCCCCAUGGUCUAAAUAGAACAUUCAGGGGUAAUUAUUUUACCCUCUGUUUUAAAACAGGACUGUGUUAACUUCUAAAAUGACAGCAUGUGUUGUGUGAGCAGAUCUACUGGCUAAUGCUGAAUGUGGCAUAGAUUAGCUAUAUGGAGGGGUUCAAAAAGAACCCCUGGGCCUAAACAUGCCGUCAGAAUGACCAGAUUAUGGUGCUUUAAAGGGACAUCCUAAAGUGUUAUCCUGACACCAUGCUAAAGCUGUCCACCAUGAAGCUCUCCUGGAUACAGUGUUGGAAUGGGGUUUUAAUGAAUUUUUCCUUGUAGAGGCAGCAGCUUGUGUUUGAGCUAUGCUUUUCAGUCCAAGCAGUGUUGGAGGCAUUGCUGCCUAUCAGUACAAAUAAUGUAAAUAUAAUAUAUACACUGUCUGUGUUCAGUGCAGUCAUUGAUACAUUGUUCUAGUGGCUGCCUGAAGUCCUUGUAUUGUGUCCUUUUGUUGGUACACCCUUGUCAUGUCUGGGAGCCAUUGUAUCACUAUGCACCUGUUGGCUCCAUGGGUGCACGCAACAGCUCGUACAGGAAACUGAGCAGUUGGUGUCUUUCUCUUCUACAACAGGGGACAAGUGAAAAUACUGCUUAAACAUAUCAAAUGACCUUACUGUUUGUGAUUAAACUCAGUUUAAAGAGCUUAUUACCAUUUUAUUUUUCAUGUUAUUAACGGAUUGUUGCAAAAGGAUAUGUAGUGUUUUCUGGCAGCCAUCUAUUACUGAUAUGGGAUUUAUUCCAGAAUCACCUUAAUACACACCCUGAUUGGACUAUUUAAUUUUUUAUAUUCUUAUUAAACUGUUGUUUUUUGGGGGUUGGGUCUCCAGAGAUAUAAAUAAGUUGUGCCUUCAGGAAAGUUACUUUUGUAGUUCCCCCUUCCCAGGGACAGAUUGUAGAUCAUGCUGUCACAAGAGUGUGAAUCUCAAGUGGCUUUAUACAGUUUGCAAAUAGAUUUUUGCUUAAUCCUUCAACACUGCGCCAAAUGAAGUUAUGCUCUGGUUUUUUACCUGCAAAUAGCCGUGAAGUUGCUGUAUCAUGCAUACUGUAGUGAGAGGAGCACAUGGAAAGCGAUCAUGGCUGCUCUUGCGUUCAGCCUAUCUAAUGGCCACAGACAGAUUAGGCGAUUGCCUUCAGUCACCAACAGGGGAGAUGGUUUGAGAGCAUAGGCUCCACUCCUUACGCCUUAAAGGUGGGGUUAUGUGUGUAAGGUCGCACCCUUUCUCUACUCCCUUUCUGUGUCUUUGCCAACUUUUCAUGUGUUCUUUUUGUCUGGCUACACACAUUUCCUGCUACUGUUGGUUGGGUUGGUACCAUGUGUUGCAGCCUUUGGGAUAUUGCACAUAUAAGACUGUAAGCUCAUUUGAGCAGGGCCCUCUUCAACCUAUUCAUGUAAGUUUUUGUAAUUGUUAAAUCUCCCCUCUGAUAAUAUUGUAAAGCUCCACGGAAUAUGUUGGCGCUAUAUAAAUACCAGUAAUAAUACAUGGAUGGCAAAUGAUAUAAUCUAUCUAUCCACAUAUACACUCUGAGAUGUGAAUUCAAGAUGCCAUCCCUUUAAGAUAUAACUUUAGACAGAUUUAAUGAGGUUGGUCCUGUGCCAUCUUUUUCCUGCCUCUUUCUGACAAGCAUUGCUUUAUGCAUUUUUAUUACUUUGACAGAACUAUAUAUUUCAAUAUUCUCAACCUAGUCCCAUAAUGCACAUUUAAUAAAUCUAUAGGGUCGACAAGCCUACUGUUUAAAGGUUGGUCGAUUUUUUUUUUUUAUUUCCAAGAUUUUUUUAUUAGCAUCUUAUAAAGGCUCACGAAUGCACACUUAUCAGUACAUAUCCUCUGGGCUUGCACAAGCCAGCUGGCCCUCCGUUUGUGCAUUUCCUGCAGCUUGUUGGUCAGUAAGGGAGUUUUGUGCAGCUGUCUUUUAGUAGUUCAGUGUCUGUCUUGACAUGUGUUUUUGUGUGGUGGUCUGGUCUUGUAAUAGUGACUCUGCUUUGCCUGGGCUGCUGCUGCUGGAGUGAUCAUCCUGCAGCCCCCACUUGCCUGCUAUCAGCAAGCACCCGCCAACGGUGACUUGUUGCUCUCAGCAGAUGUUUCAGGAUGUAGGUCAUCUCAUACAGAAAUCUCCUUCCUAUGCAAUGGCCUCACAGUUUACAGUAGGGGGGCUUUGUUCCGAUUACUGCAGGCCUGUGUUAACACAAUCCCACCAACCCUUUGCAGAGCCUUAAAUUGCAAUCUAUUACACUAGUGUUUACAGUUUGUUUAUAUUCUGACAUGUAAUAACUGAGCAUCCAAACCUGUGCACAAUGAUUAGAUGUUGUAGUAAGUUUGGUGAGUGCAUUUCCUGAUUAGAGAAAAGGUGUUUGACGCCAGUAACUCUACUAGCUGAUGGCAGCGCUGACACACAUACAUUUCCUCAGAGGGCAAAUCUACCCAAGGUUGAUCUGCCAAAAGGGUUGGAGUGGCUGUCCUCUGCUGUCGUCCCACUCAUCCAAUUGGGAAUUGAAUGUUAAGCAGACCUGUGUCUUUACAGUAACAAACAUGCAACCACCAGCAAAGGAAAUAGCGGUUUUAUACAGACUCUUGCUUUGUAUGUCAUCUGUACCAAGAUCCCAAUACUGUAUUGAAAUUCUUGUAUCCAUAUAGCUUGUAUUGCAGUAGAUCUUCAGGCACAUAAUCUACACUGAUGUAUAUUAACGUUCUCGUGGCAAAUAAGGCACGACUGUUAUGUCAUCUGAAUGUAUAUGUGCAUUAAAUACACCUUCCCUGAUGGGAUGAAAGCUCAUAGCUUAUUUACAUAGGUUGACAUGCCUGCUUGAAGAUAUUUAGUUUUUAAAAAGCAUCCUUGUUUCACCAUGUGCCCUCUCCCCUCCAAAAUGAAAUGAUGUACCCUAUCUGAAAUGGUUUUGCUGUUCCUUUCCCAGAAAAACCUGCUGACUUCCAGUGUAAAUCACUGACCGAUCGCACACACAGAACUAGCAUGCAAAGUACCUUUCACGGGGAAAACAAUUGGAUCUGCUCAUGUAAGUGAGCUGUACUUAUAAGCUGAUUAAUUCACUUGUGUGAGCAAACUUUUAUCUAUAUCAUUGCUGACAGUGUCAUUAGUGGAACUACAGAGAUCCUUAUGGGGCACUAGUGAACCUACACAUACUCGGUAGUAACACUCGAUACCCCGCAUAGUGAAUUUAAUUGGGUCACUAGUCGGCAAAACUCUAAACAUUUUUAAACGGUGAGAUUCGUUCUUGCUGGUUUUAUCUUUAUUUGCAGCUAUGGGAAAAUUUCAUACUUAUUGAUAAGUUAUUCUAGUUUUGUUGCAUACCAUUAAAAAUACAUAGAUAAUGUGAUUAUUGCAAUGUGUUCAUUGUGUGUAGCUUUGCACUACAACCAUAGGAUUAAAGUCUUUUUAGGAGUGUUGUAUAUUUUUUUUUCUUUGAUAAAGUGCAUGUUAUCUCUGCUUAAACAGGUUCCAUUAACUUGUUUUACAUUGUCACUCAGACUGCCACUAGAAAUGCAUUGAUUUGUAUUCUUGAGACUAUAGUGUUCCUUUUAAGGGACUUCAUUAACAAAAUUUUAAAUAUUGCAUGAAUAUACAACCUCAUACUACAAAGCUAAUUCACAUUGAAUGGCCUUUGCACUAUAAUGUAUGUUAAAAUAGGAGUAAACGUGUUUUCAUUUAUCACCUCACACUGGUUUCUUUUACAAGUCAGAUUUGGUCCUGUAAAUCUCCUGGUAGCUUUUAAAUGGCGGAACACUCCUUUUGCCUGGGCACGAGUUUCUUCAGUUUGCGUCUCUAGAAGACGCAUUGAAUUGUUGUCGUCUUUAAAGGUGGUGUGGGCAGCUGUAGCAAAGGAGUCUGGAGGCUAUCUUUAUUAAACUUACAUUUUUAGCAGUAAAUGGGGGUGAGCAGUGCUGACAGCGAUAGAAGGUAUCCUACAGUCUAGAAAAUUAUUUAUUUUCAGGAUUAUCUCUUCCCUUUAAACCCCAUGCUGGGUAGGAGUUUGUGGGAUAAUUUCAGGCUCCAUUGGCUAGAUUGAGACUUCUGGUUGGAUGAGCAGUUUGUUGAUGUAAGCCAUUUGUUAGUGUAAAUAUAACUCCCUACAGGAAUUAAAAUGGGGAAUUUUGCAUUUAAUAGGGCUGACUUCCAGCCUGAACAAGCCAUAUUGUACUGUUUUUUUGUGGUAUAUUUUUGUAAAGAAGCACUUUUUUAUGAAUUAUAGUACUGUAGAAAAUGUAUAUGUGCAUUAAAUAAAAUACUCUAUGUUCAGAUGCGAUAACCCUCCAGACAUACUUUUUCCCAUUCCUGUGAGGGAAAUAGAUGGUGUUCAAUAAAUCCUUAAAGGGACACUAUAGUCACCAGAACUACAGCUUAUUGAAUUUGUUCUGGUGAGUAGAAUCAUUACCUUCAGGCUUUUUGCUGUAAACACUCUUUUCAGAGAAAAUGCAGUGUUUACAUUACAGCCUAGUGAUAACUUCACUGGCCACUUUGAUUGGAUCAGGCCACCACUUCUGAUGUCAGCAGACAGCUUGUUUUUCUGACCCAAACAGCAUGCAGAUCUACAGCUUCAGGAUUGAAUACAGUAAGAUUUAUGACUUGGGGGGGAUAGAUGGGGGUUUUAACAUGUUUGUGUUCCUGACCCUAUAGUGAUCCCUAAGGGAAUAAGAGGCACUCUCUCAUUCCUCAGACAUAUUACAAAUCUGCAGCAACAAACAUUUUUACUACUCAAAAGACAAUGUGAUGGGGUAUACUGUCUUGCCUUCUUCCUGCAUAAAUGGAGUGUUUUUUUUUUUUGGUUAAAGACAAAUAUUUGGGAAUUAGUUUGGUUUUUUUAUGCUCAAUUUUUUGGUGUGUGUGUAUAUACCUAAAUGCACUGAGACUUAAUAUCUCACAGUAGUCUAGUCUCAGUGAGGCCGAUGCAUGUAUUAAUUGGCUUUCUCUCUUUAGGUGACAGAGUUGGUAUUGGACAAUUGUCGGUCCAGCGAGAUUGAAGGGUUGAGCGAUGGCUACAAAGAGCUUGAAUUUCUUAGCAUGGCCAACGUAGAGCUGACCUCUCUUGCAAAACUCCCCAAACUGCCUAAACUCCGUAAAGUAAGUAUCCACCUUAACUAUUUAUCAUGAUGGCUAUUAGAACUUUUCUGCGAAAAGAUUGAAAGUGCAGUUUCUGAAGGUCCAAAUUUUUUAAACAUUUUAUGGACAGUAACCCAAUUUGGAGCAUACGUUAUGUUGAAUUUAAGGCAUUCGGAUCAAAUUUGGGACUCUUUAGUCAAAAGUAACUCUGGUAAUGAUUUUCAAAUUAAAAAAAGUGGCAUAAUUUUGUGAUCUUUUGGUUUUGUCCAAAACCAUGUAGUUUACUCAAAAAGCCAACAUUAUCCAGAUUCUAUUUGCCGUAACUGGCCAGACCUUCCAAGUUCAUCCACUUGGCUUCACAGGGCUUCCACUUGCUGUAAUUUACCUCCUUUUUAUUAUGAUUUGGGAGACACUGUGAGCAGCUUCCUGUGGCCAAGAUUUCUCCCCAUCCCUGUUUCUGAAUACAACCAUGGUGUUCUCCUAAUAACUUGUUUUUUCCUACCUCCCAGUUAGAGCUCAGUGAUAACAGCAUUUCUGGUGGCCUGGAUGUACUGGCAGAAAGGUGUCCUAACCUCACUUACCUCAACUUGAGUGGAAACAAGAUUAAGGAUCUGAGCACGGUGGAAGCCCUUGUAAGUGUUUCUCAUUCUCCUCCAUGGAUCACAUGUUUAUUUUUUACACCAUGGCCUCUGCAUCAGUGUACACUAAUUUUGUAUAACUUGGUGGUCUUAGUGGUCCUUAACAUCAUGCGUUUAUUCUAUCUACAACACUCUCAUUAUGAACAUUACACUUUAUUGCUCACCUAGCACAGCAGUCUCCUGCUAGACCGUGGCUACUUAGUUUGUCAAUAGAAAAGAAGGAUCUCAUCUGCAGUGGUUUCACUUGCUUGUCAUUUUUAAUGAACGCUUUAUUUUCCCCUCCUAUUUAGACAAAUUUAAAAAAUUUAAAGAGCUUGGACCUUUUCAACUGUGAGGUCACAAACCUUGACGAUUACAGAGAAAAUAUCUUCCAGCGGCUUCCACAGAUCACGUACCUGGAUGGGUUUGAUCAGGAUGAUAAUGAGGCUCCCGACUCUGAAGACGAUGAGGAUGAUGAAGGUGUUUUUUGUUUUUUAAAUAUAAUUAUGAAAUAUUUGAAAAAUUCUAUUCUUACAUUUUUGUUGGUCACAUAACUGCCUUCUGAAAAGCAUUAAUACAUAUUUACUGUAUGCGUUCACAAAGUCAGCAUACCAAACGCUCUUCUUUGAAAUAAAGUCCAACUUUCUAUUGACGUAACGUUAGCGAACCCUUAAUUUCAGAAGUACUAAAUCAGUUGGGGGACAAAAUGGAGACUUGGGUUGUUUUUUUUUUUUUUUAGUGAAAGACCCUUUUCCUUUCGUACUGAGCUAUCUUAGUUUACACCUGAUCUGGUUUUGCUGCCACUCGAAACUGAUGCAUUAUCAGACCGAUUUUUAUGAAAUAUUUUUUGUCUGGCUUUGUUGAACAUGUCAUUAUUUUGCAGAAGUGGAAGGCUAUGAGUAUGCAGAGGAUGAAGAGGAUGAAGCCGGGCCUCCAGGUGAAUAUGAAGAGGAAGAUGAUGAUGCUGAAUCAGAUUUAGGAGAAGAGGAGGAAGAGGAGGAGGAAGUUGGGCUGUCCUAUUUAAUGAAAGAUGAAAUUCAUGUAAGUGUUUUUUUGGGGGGGGGGUUUAUGUAUAUAGUGUGUGUAAAUAAAAUUGAGUCUGCAGCAAGAUUAGGGUGGAAUAUUGUUGGAGCUAGUGAAGUCAAGCAAGUCACAAACUACACAUUCUAGAGGAGUCCUUUUCCUAGUCAUAUUGUUCAUGUGACUAUUUUGUGAUUGUAAACAAUGGUAAAAUCGUCCGGAUAAAAGAGCAAAAUAAUCUGAGGAAUAAACGAAUAAAGACUGAAUAUUUUAGUGCACAAUAGAAAGUCUCCAAUGUAUAACGGACUCCAUUUAUGCAGAUUUAUUUAUAAAUUAUCACGAGCACAAUCCUAGAGCAACAAUAACCCUCAUUGUCUGUGAGCAAUCACUUUCAAGUAAAUUUGCCUUAAUUACUAGUAUUACACACUAUAGAUGCAGUGCCAGAGGACGUACUUCUGAUAACAUCUGUGUACGGCAGAUGUGAAAGUUUCUUAUAUGGAGAAUACUGAAACCUUUCUAAUAUCUUCCCUAUUUACAAUCACACACGUCAGUUUACUGAAUUAACAGGAUUUUUUACCACAUCAGGAUGAGGAAGACGACGAUGAUUAUGUUGAAGAUGGUGGCGAAGGAGAGGAAGACGAGGAGGAGGAAGGUACGUGAAAUUCAAGAUUGAGAGAAACUUGAGUCUGAUCUUCAUAUUUUGUAUGAGAUGCAAGCCUCAGCCUCCUGUAGUCAGAAAAGCACAUCUUGUAACAAAUCUCCUCGUACUACAGGACGUCUGGCAAUGGGCACCAGCUCACCAUGUGCUUUGCAGCAUUUAACGAUCCUGAACGUGUUUGUGCUAUACAUUGCAGAAUAUUAGCAGCUUCCUGUGGACUCAUUGUUUCUCGUCUUUAUCACUAAAAAUAACCACAGCAAAUGUUAAGGAAUUAAAAAAAAAACUCCUAACUGUAGUUAUACAUUUGCAAGAUGUUUGGGUAGUACAAAGUUAAGAUGCAUUGUAAUCCUGUAGUAUAGUAUUUAAAUCUGUGAAGUUACAUCAGUAAAUUAAAGGGACUCUCCAGUGCCAGGAAAACCGUUUUCCUGGCACUGCAGGUCCCCUCUCCCUCCAACUCCCAUCCCAGGGGAGUUGCUAAAGGGGUUAAAAUGCCUUCAGUGACUUACCUGGAUCCAGCGCGAUGUCCUUCGGCGCUGGUUUAGGGUCCGCCCAAAUUCCCCCUACCUCCCUGCCGAUGUCAACUGGCGGGGGAGGCCUAUUGCGCAGGCCGCGCACGCACAUUAGACCUUUCCAUAGGAAAGCAUUCAAAAUGCUUUCCUAUGGGGGUUUCAGCAACGCUGGAGGUCCUCACAUAGCGUGAGGACGUCAAGCAACGCUAUAGCACAGAAAAUCUGUGCUAUAAACCCGGAAGUGCCCUCUAGUGGCUGUCUAGUAGACAGCCACUAGAGGAGGAGUUAAUCCUGCAACUGUAAAUAUUGCAGUUUUCAUAAACUGCAAUAAUUACCUUUCAGGGUUAAGGGUAGUGGGAGUUGGCACCCAGAACACUCCAAUGGGCAGAAGUGGUCUGGAGUGUCCCUUUAAGUUUGCUGUCAGGAACACUUGUUUUAAGCUUCCCUGCACUAGGGGAGGAGAGGGCAACUUAAUGAUCUCUCACCUAUGCUUCUGUCAGCCUGUCUGGGAGAUAUGCCGGCUCUAAUAUUCCUUGAUGGUUUAGUUUUGGGAGGGAUGUCUGACAGAUUUCUAUCCUCUCAACAAGGCUUUAAACGUCUGGUCCCCAACUUGUCUAAUGCCACUAAUGGUGUCGGCUGUACAACCAUGAUUACAAUAAGCAGUUUUCAAACUAUACAGAGUAUCAUCAAGGCAUUGAAGGAUUCAUGGAGAAUUUAAUUGAGGAAGGUGCUGUAAACAAAUGUUCCAAGAGCAUUUGCUUUUUGAGCACCGCGUGCACAUAAUUUCUUUUUGAAGCUCCUCAAUCUGUAACUUGUCUUUUUCAUAGAUGAAGAGGAAGCUGCUGCUGACCGGGGAGAAAAGAGGAAACGGGACCCCGAAGAUGAAGGGGAUGAAGAUGAAGAUUGAAGCAAUUUUGUGUGUGUUUGUGUGUGUGAAAGACUAGGACCAGUCCCUUUUCUGAGCCCUGGGGUUGAUGCUAGAAUACAGAUCUGUAUGUCUUUACAUGUAAAAUAGAUGUCCCUACAGAAUUUAACAUGUAACUUUUUAUAGGAAAGCUGUGGUUUUACAAUUUUUGUGCCCUUUUUAUCAUUCCAAAUAAGAUGUAAGAUCCUCUUAGUAAUAUUCUAUAGAAACGUCCUUCCUGCCCACAUGUAAUGCAAUCCCUGCUCUGGAGGGCUUCCCCAUCAUGCAUUGCAGGUUUGUUUGGGAAUUACAGCAUUUGUCAUUGGUGUUGAGAUGUGAAGUGUUUUUUCCUCUUAUAACCUAAAGGUUUUACAAAACCAUAAAGACUAUGCUGAAUGACUUCUAGACACCACACUGAUGCUUUAUACUUAUGGGGCUGCCCCUUUGUAGUUUAAUGCAUUUGAAACGAAAUGUGUGGUUCUAGCACCCUUUAUUUUACUUGUUUAGGCAGGGUAUGCUUCAGCUCUUAAGCUUUUUUGGCUGUCAUUGCCAUUGAUUUUAAUAGGUAAAUUUGUCUUAUCUUUGCGAUAAAAAGGUUUGAUAUUUUGGAGUUACUCACUAACCAAUGCAUUAAAAGUUGGAAAUAUUAAUUUCUGGUUUGAUUCCCCCAAGUCCAUUGAAUGCUGGCCCUGUUUAGACGAUUAAUCACUGCUGGCACUCAGUGUAAAAAUUAUUAGAAUGAGAUCCACAUAGGUAAAAUAUCUAUGAAAUGCUCUGUGUACUAAAAUGUACUUUUUAUUUUAACCCAUCAAACUCUGGAGAUGUGAGCUAUUUAAAAUACAUGCUUUGGCAAUCACUCAUUUUGUUAUGAAAGCCUAAAUAAACAGACUCUUGCCAUGCCCAAACCAUGUAUUCAACUUGCUGACUCAUUUGAAUCUGAAUUAUCCUCACCCCCUUGUGUUGGCAAACACACCAUUACUCCCUGGAAUAGAUCACUACAUGCUGGUGGGCAGCAAACGAAAACGGCUACCUUAUAAUUCAUGUGCUGCCAGUAUGAGCGCAGUUCAUUCAGAAAGAAUCACAAACUGUGUUGAUUAGUUGCAAAUUCUACAUUUAGAGCUAACGCUUUCUGCACGAUUUAUCAGCUCGCAGAUGUGUUGGUAAAAUUCAAUCGAUCUGAUGGAGCUCGGCUCUUGCUUAUUUUUUAUUUUGGUAUUUUCCUCAUUGCUCAGAUGCUUAGUAACUUUUAAUAAAACAUUCAGUGUAUUAAGGCAAUAUUUUUUUUAUUCUGUCUCUAGGAAAGCUAAUCAUGAUGGCAUAACUGUGGGAUCAUAUCAGUGGUGCAUUGAGAAUGCACCACUAAUCACCUAGUGAUUAUCUACAAAUUUUGUCCUAUCAUCUUGCAUUAUAUCAACAGCUAUUGUUUAACCCUUUCUAUUAUGAAGUUGGGGGAGGAUAGGACACCACCUGAAUCUUAGGGUGUCCUGAAAAGUAAAGCUUGUAUUUUUGUUUCAGUACAUGUAGAUGGCACAUUAUUUAAUGGAAAUUAAAAUUCUGCUUGGACACAAACUACAUUUACCUAAUAAUGAAGCUACAAAUACAUAAUAUACCAUCACCCUCAGCUUGCACCUAUGUUGCUCCUUUGUAUACACAUUUCAUCGCACAUUGACACACCCGUAUUGGUAACUGUGUGAUUGGCUAGCGUGUAUCUGUGUAUGCCUGUGUUUCUUUGGCUGUGACUGUCGUGUUAUGUAUGUGCAGCUUGAGGUUUGCAAUGAAGGCUUUUUUUUAUUAAAUUAAUCCUGCCUCCAUCUCACAGGGAGGGGGGGCAAUGUAACUCCUUUCCAAAUUGGCUAUUUGGCUGGUCUGAGCCUCCGGCUUGGUGCUGAACCCUAUGAUUGCUCCCAGUUGUAUGUACAAAACUAAUUUCCAAUUUAAGUGUGUAUACAUGAUUCUGGGGUAUGGGAACAUUAGGAAUAGUGUUUAAAAGAAUUGCUUGGUGAAGGGCUUAAUGGAGCUUUCCUUUGUAGAACUCUGGGAAAACUUUGCAGCUGCUUUAUUCUUAGACUGUCUAUUGCACAAAAUAAUCUCUCCAAAACUUGUUUGACUUUAGCAGGAUCAGCAAAUUUAACCGCUCUUUAACUCUUCCCAAAAGCUAUAAAGCUCUUACGUGGAUUCAUGACUUGGAAUCUGAACAGUUGACGGUCUGCUCUGUACAAUGCUGGUAAAUUCUUCAGCCCUAUUAGUAUAUAUAAUUAAUCCACACAAUAAAUACAUGAAUUAUUGUAUUGCCAACUGUGGCUGUCAGAGCUAUUGAUAGUGGUCUACCUCACAGUAUGUUAAUCAACUUCCGUUUGCUAUGUUAUUAGAGAUGAACAUUUGUGCUUCGGGCCUUUGUGAGGUGAUAUGCUGUGUCCUGUCUGCAAUCUGCCAAAUACAGAUCAGAGUGUGUAUGUCACGCUUGAACGUUCUCAUGAACACCAGAAAUGCAUACUUCAGUCAUAUAUGUAUCUGUAUGUCCAUUAGUAUAAUUUCAUUCAAACACAACUGCCUUCAGAAAACGCCCAGAUAUCAUUUCACACAGUGACCUGUUUGACAUGAUUUCCAUCAUAUCUUAGGAAAAAUGCCAAGAUCUGCGCCUUUACAUGUUCUGAAACGGGAAACCAUUAAAAAAGCCUUUCCUAUUGCAGGGCCAUUUGAGCCUUGGUAAUUGUAAAUGGCAAUGCCCAUUGCCCUAAGUUGGCAGAUGCAAGUCUUGUAUAUGCACUCCUGAUUGGCGAUCCUCGUUUAAAACUGAUGUGGGCAACCUCUACUUAGAACCUUUACUCCGCUGCACAUCUAAGGAGCAGACGGCACAUAGUUCUUAAAGCGUUUAGUACACAGAUGCAUGGCUAUGGAAGCUUUUUCUUCAAAUUUCUUAAACCACAAUUUUUAGGCCAAGUGUGACAUACCAAAAAACUGUUACUUAUGUUGUAUCAUGUUAGCCAUUUAAUGCGUCCUAGAAGCAAAAAGUUCUAUAGAACAAGCGCAUUGGCCUCUUAGAUAACCUUAACCUUUUUUUAUUUUCUUUCUGUUUGGAAAUCUAUAAGGGUGGGUUUUUAUAUUUGCAGAGGGGAUUUGUCCUAUUUUAAAUACUCUUUUAUGGCAGUAUGUAUAUAGUGUGAUCAGUUACUUUUUGAUUCUCUAAAUGUGCAACUUUGUUUUUGAAUAAAGCCAUAACAGUGUUAAGUAGUCUUUUUAGCGACUUUAUUUUUUUGGUUUUUUAUUUUUCUCUCCAGUCCAAAUUCUUGUCCCACUCAACUGGACGUCUUCAACCCUGUCAACAUGCGUUUACGAAGAUAUAUUGGAUUAAUCUGUGUCUCUUCAAUGUUCUUUGACACGUUCGUUUGAAUACAAUCAGGGUUAUCCACUAAAGCAGGGAUGGGGAAACUUUGGCCCUCCAGAUGUUUUG
Molecule: messenger RNA, 13139 nt
Organism: Pelobates cultripes (western spadefoot toad)
Lineage: Eukaryota; Metazoa; Chordata; Amphibia; Anura; Pelobatidae
Source: the annotation of a GenBank genome assembly